AUGUCUACCUAUCAAAAGUCGCUGAAUGCGUCAAACAUUGGCUACAAGGCUACAGCGCCGAGCCAGAACGGAUCAAAUCUUGAGAUGCAUGCAUAUGCGGCGAAUUCGAACACUUCGACUCCACCGGGUGAGCGUCUUAGCUGCAGCGAUAUCGCUACGACAGCUGAGAACUCUAGUCCUCGCAACAUCCAUGGCUGGAAGUGGGUCAUUACAUACGCGGCCAUGCUAUCUACCACCCUCCUCUUCGCCCUCGACAACACCAUCAUCGCCAUUCUCCAACCGGUCAUCAUCAACGACUUCGGCCACCCGGAGCUACUAGUCUGGAUCGGCACCGGUUUCGCCCUCGGUACCAUGUUCAUCCUGCUCUGGGGCAAAAUCUACGGCGUCUUUAAUAUGAAGUGGGUGUACAUCUUCAAUAUCUUUUUGUUCGAAGCAGGCAGUGCUAUUUGUGGUGCUGCUCCGAAUAUACAGAUUUUGGUUAUUGGACGAGUUAUUGCAGGCAUUGGGGGCUCGGGUAUAUACUCGGGCACUAUAACGUAUGUGUCAGUUCUGUCGAAUGAGCAGGAGAAGGCGGCGUACCUUGCUGGGAGUACGGUUGUUUGGGGGGUGGGCAGUGUGCUGGGUCCAGUGAUUGGCGGGCUCAUUGCUGCGAACCCGGCUACCUGGCGAUGGGGAUUUUACCUCAACCUUCCCAUCGGCAUUGUCUUUGCUCCUGUUUACUUUUUCCUCUUCCCCAGUCUCGAUCCUUAUCCGUCCAAGACUCUCGCCGAAAAGCUCCACCUCGUCGACUGGAUCAACGCGGCCAUCUUUCUCACUGGCUCCGUCUGCCUGACCAUCGUACUCACUUUUGGUGGCGUCAUAUACCCUUUUGGCUCCGGGACUGUGAUCGCGCUAUGGACCAUCACAGGCAUCCUCCUCAUUGCCUUCAUCGUCAUGCUGAAGCUGCACCCGUUAGUCACCAAGUCGAACCGGCUAUACCCACUACAUUUCCUCAAGAGGGCCAUACUGAUAAACAUGCAACUCCAAGUCUUCCUCUCGUCAGGAAUCAUUCUAGCGAUGACUUACCACAUUCCGCUGUAUUUUCAAUUUGUUAAAGGCGACACCGCACUCGUCGCAGGAAUCCGCCUCCUCCCCCUACUUCUCUUCAUAGUCGUCACAUCAGUGAUCAACGCCUUCCUAAUGCCUCGAUACGGCCUGAUCCCCCUUUGGUAUAUCGGCGGCAGCACACUCGCACUCAUCGGUUCAGCACUCAUGUACACCGUCGACGUCACCACGCCCAAUGCCGCAAUCUACGGGUACAACAUCCUCGUCGGAACGGGUGCGGGGUGCUACAUCGUCGCUGGUUUUGCUAUUAUGCAGUCUCUAGUCCCCGUUUACGAUAUACCCAAUGCUGUUGGUGCGAUGACUAUAUCGCAGAGUCUGGGUAGGGUGAUCUUUCUCGCUAUGAGCGGGAGCCUGUUUCAUAAUGUGGCUGUUGAGAAGGUGGGGAAGGUAAUACGUGACAUAGAGCCCAAGGAGAUUAGGAACUUGAUUGCGGGAUCGAGUAGUAGAGCUGUUCGGGCGCUGGAUGAGGGAGAGCAGGCAUUGGUUGUGACGGAGAUUGCCGAAGCUAUGAAAAGUGUGUGGGCGCUUUUCGUCGCGGCUGCUGCGCUGAGUGUUGUGUGUUCUGUUCCGCUGUUGAGAUCGAAAUUCGGUGGUAGAGGGAAAAUGGCGGCGGUGACGGCGGCGUAG
Pyrenophora tritici-repentis Pt-1C-BFP is the source of this 1731-nucleotide messenger RNA. RefSeq names its product ProP, Permease major facilitator superfamily. Gene Ontology annotation, molecular function: transmembrane transporter activity. Gene Ontology annotation, biological process: transmembrane transport. Lineage: Eukaryota; Fungi; Ascomycota; Dothideomycetes; Pleosporales; Pleosporaceae. Gene Ontology annotation, cellular component: plasma membrane. The record is from RefSeq and is a predicted model, not a curated record.